This is a messenger RNA of Helobdella robusta, 504 nucleotides long. RefSeq lists its product as hypothetical. The record is from RefSeq and is a predicted model, not a curated record. Lineage: Eukaryota; Metazoa; Annelida; Clitellata; Rhynchobdellida; Glossiphoniidae. The transcript has 4 exons. Gene Ontology annotation, biological process: pyruvate decarboxylation to acetyl-CoA. The annotation marks the transcript as partial. Gene Ontology annotation, cellular component: pyruvate dehydrogenase complex; mitochondrion.
AUAGAAGUUAAAAUGCCAUCUUUAUCUCCAACAAUGAACCAGGGAACCAUUAUAAAAUGGCAUAAAAAAGAGGGUGAUCCGAUCAUUCCUGGUGACGUUCUCUGUGAGAUCCAAACUGAUAAGGCAGUUCUUGGUUUCGAAGUGGAAGAAGAAGGGGUCUUGGCUAAAAUUUUGGCAAGAGAUAAUUCAAAAGAUAUUACCGUUGGCACUUUGAUAGCAAUCAUUGCUGAUCAGAACACUGACUGGAAAACAGUCAGCAUACCAACUCAACAAGAAAAAGCUCCGGUCCUCCCAGCUACACAACCAUUAGAAAAAGUUUCAACAUUGUGUGGACCAGUGGUGAGGAAUCUCCUUGAUCAAUACCACAUCAAUCCUCAUCAAGUACCACAUACAGGACCUCAUGAUAUUUUAGUUAAAAGGUUUCCAUUUUUUAAAUUCUCAUUUUUUAUUAUUUGUUUGUACUUGAACAUGAACAGUCAUUCAACACUAAUAAUCGUGAAUUAA